GGUUUCUCUUCAACCUCUCCCUUUCUCUCCCUCCUUCACAUGUGCUCAUUCUAUUGAUGCAUUGAAAACAAAGAAAAAAACUCAUUGAAUUUGAAAUUCCUCAAAUCUCUCUCUCUCUCUCUCUCUCUCCAUUUUUUCUGGUUCUCCAGAAUCCUUCAAUAGAUAAAAUGUAAUCUACUUCUGUGAAAAUUAAAUCCAACCGUUGGGUAUCCACUUUUUCAACCUCUGAUACUGAUUUUCUCUCUUUGAACACUUUCUCAGCUACUAAAUGAUAUUUUUUUCUUGAUGUUCUUUAUCUGAGUGUUUAUAUGUUACACAUAUUCUCUGUUCCUUCCUCUGUUCAUGGCUGCCACCAUAGCUCAAAACAUCGAAAACUGUAACAGCAAUCACUCUGGGAAUAACAAUGAAUUUGGAAGGCAAGAAAUUCAAGAAGCCAUUGCCAAAGCAGUGGAGCUCAGAGCUCUGCAUGCUGUUCUGAUGCAGGGAAAGAGCCCGGUCAAUCUCGGCUUCCCCGGUUUUUCCCCUGUUUCACACUCUGCUCCUCAGUUCUCAGCCCAAGAUUACCCUGUUUUUACACCAAGUUAUGAAGAUGAACCAUUGCCGGGGUAUCAACAAAUUCAAUUAGAGAGUUUAACAGAUUGUUGGGAUGAGUAUGACCUAGGAGGAGGAAAUGGUGACGAAAACAUCCAAACGGAUUAUAUAAAGCCGAAUGCAUCUUCAAUGAAGGGGUUUCCCUCUCCUUCUGUCAAUUCAGAGCCCCAUAUAUGUCCUGCUGAAGAUCAGAAAUCUGUCAAUGGUUCAAAUCACAUUACUGUGCUUAAAACAUCUCCCAGAACAAAUUUAUACAAGUCAAGCAGAAGAAACAGUUUGGGUGACUUCAGAUCAGUCUCUUCUUGCAACAAAUGCAAGCCAGCAAUUAUAACUAGUGAAACCAAUACUGCAGCCAAGAACAGCAAGAACUCUAAUAUUGUGGUGCCAUUAACAGAUUCACACUCUUCUGUUCAGCUGCAACAGAAGAACCGCGGUUUGAAUCUUUCAUGGUUGUUUCCUCGGCUAAAGAAGAAGAACAAGAAUGAGAACUCGCCAAACCGAACAGAAUGGGAGGAAGUUUCCCAAAAUUUAAAGCAGUUCGGGAUCAUGUCUGUUGAAACAUUGAAGAGAGAGCUUAUGGAAGCAAAUGAGAGUAGGGAUGCAGCCUUAAUGGAGGUCGCGGAGAUGAAAUCUUCGUUGGAGGAGCUAAAAGAGAAGUUGGAGUACUUAGAGACUCACUGUGAAGAGCUGAAAAUGGCCUCAAGACAAGUAGCACAAUCAAACGAUUUCAAAGUUUCCGAAAAGCUUGGAAAUCUUCAUAAGAGAGGGAAGUCCAUUGGUGGGAAUGGAGAAAACUUGGAACCGGUUAGCGAGGAAGGAAUGGUGGAGGGUUUCUUGCAGGUAGUAUCAGAAGCAAGGUUAUCAGUGAAGCAAUUUUGCAAGACACUUGUAGCCCAGAUUGAAGAAACUGAUAUCACUCUAGUGGAGAACUUGAAUUUACUCCUUGAACCUUACAAGUUGUCUCUAAAUUCAAAGUACUCCAAGGCAGUUUUAUACCAUGUGGAGGCUAUCAUAAACCAAUCACUCUACCAAGACUUUGAGAACUGUGUGUUCCUGAAGAAUGGCUCACCAAAGCUUUUAGACCCUGAGCAAGAUCGCCAUGCUCAGUUUUCAUCAUUUGUCGGGCUGAGAAAUCUAAGCUGGAACGAAGUGGUAAGGAAAGGAACCAAGUAUUACAGUGAAGAGUUCAGUAAGUUUUGUGAUCAGAAGAUGAGUUGCAUCAUUACAACACUGAAGUGGACAAGACCAUGGCCUGAACAGCUCCUUCAAUCGUUUUUCGUUGCUGCCAAAUGCAUAUGGUUGCUCCAUUUGCUUGCAUUUUCAUUCAAUCCACAGCUGGGAAUUCUAAGGGUUGAAGAGAAUAGAAGCUUUGAUCCCCAUUACAUGGAGGAUAUAUUCAUGGAUAGACAAAAAUCGCAUGGUCCAAGCCGCGUUAAGAUCAUGGUAAUGCCAGGGUUUUAUGUACAUGACAGAGUACUUAGGUGUAAGGUUAUCUGCAGAUACAAAUCUGUAGCCUAAAUAAAUUUCUUCUCUCUUAUUCUGGGAACAAUCAAGCUUGUGUUAAUAAUAUAUUGUUUAUAUUGUUCCUUCAA
Cornus florida is the source of this 2183-nucleotide messenger RNA. Its product is annotated as IRK-interacting protein. NCBI's taxonomy places the organism in Eukaryota, Viridiplantae, Streptophyta, Magnoliopsida, Cornales, Cornaceae. The transcript has 2 exons. The coding region runs from base 343 to 2109 and encodes 588 amino acids. Gene Ontology annotation, biological process: protein folding. The record is from RefSeq and is a predicted model, not a curated record.